CUGCGCAGAGAGAGGGAGCCUGACUGCGCAUGCUCAGCAGCAAGAUGGUGGCCACCAGGAGAGGAGCACGCGCGGUGUCUCCGGAGAGAAAAGCGGAGGAAGCGGCUCCGGAGCCCACGCCUACGACCAGAAGAACCAGAAGCAGGACAGUGAUCGUAACGAACCAGACCCAGAGCGAACACACCAGUGACUCCCAGCAGGAUGAUUCAGAGGUACAAAACCCCACUCCCGCUAAACCAGCGCCAUCGACCGCAACUAAAAGAGAUACGAGAAGAUCCAAGCGUCAACCAGCAGCAGCAAACCAACCGGACUCCACCCACGAAGCAGAUGUUUCAGAUUCCGAAUCCUGCUGUUCGGUGGCUUCAGAUGUUCUGGUGCAGUCGACCACCAGGGGCAGAAGAAAAGCGGCAGCAGCAGCAGGAAAAGCGAGAACUACAGUUACGACUACAGAACCGGAAGCGUCUGAAGGUGAGUCUUGUACUUCGGCGACUUCCAGCAAGCCGCGGAGAUCCGUCAGGAGCCAGAAGAAAUCUGCAGUUCCAGGAGAAUCAGCCGUGUCCGCUGCCUCAAAGGACAGUGACCAUUCCGAUGCAGAGUCCUGCAGCUCUGUCGCAUCUUUGUCUAAAGUUCGGGAAGCUCGGAUGACCACCAGGAGCCGGAGGAAGACCAGAGGUGCUGCUGAAGAUGCUGAUCCUUCCGAGGCCGAUUCGUGUUCUUCUUCUGCAGUUGGAAGUCCUCAAGGGUCCACCGUCCGCAGGACGACGCGUAGCCGUCGAACGAAGCCCACUGAGGCGAUCCCAAUACAUUUGGAGGAGAGUGAACCUAAUGAUGCUUCAUCUGCUGCAUCUGGACCCAAUCGAUCAACAAGAACUAAGACAAGAGGACGAAGAGGAGACAAAUCCAAUGAGCUGGCCUAUGAAUCUGAUGGAUGCCAGUCUGGUCCUAGUCUAAGUCCCAGAGGAAAAGUUGGCAUUUUUGUACUUGAUUCUGAUUCAGAAUCGCUAUCAACCACCAGCGCUUUACUCGAUAGUCCUCGUUCUCUUCGGGUCCGCCUCACUCCCUGCAGCAGCAGAACUGGUUCAGCCAGCAGUAACCGUGCUGCACCUGCUUCCAGGACUAGGAGCAGCGUCCGAGUCGUUCACGAUGUGUCUAAUACGACUUCCAAAGCCUCCAAGGAAGAAAAAAUGCAAGAGGAAAGCAUGGAGAUCAGUAAGGACAUCUCCAAAGAGACCCCAAUGGAUACGACAAGCCUCCAAGAUAAGGAAGAGGAGGAACCGGGCGUUGAGGCGAUGGAGGAGGAGGAGGAGGAGGAGGAGGAAGAUCAGGAAGACGAGGUAGAGGAGACCAAUAGGACAGUCAUUAGAGCAGAUGGACUGGAUCGUUCCAUUUCAGACGGCGUUACCGGCGAUCUUACUCUGACUCUUGACGAUGAUGAGGAAUUGACGGAUGCUAAGAGCCGCCCAGUUCGAGGCGUAACCGUAUCUGAAGCUGAUGCUGAAGAUCUUGAGAUUGUAGAGAAGAAUGAUGGUACUCAGGAAGAAUCUGAGAUGUCAAAGAUGGAUGUAGACAUUAAAAAUAUGGAAAAAUCUGUGCAAGAGGUUCAAAGCAUCGAUGAGACAGAAGAAGCGAAGCCUGAAAAGGGGGUGACUGUGACGGAAGAGCCUCAACGAAACCUGGUAGAUCCAGUUGAUCCAGUAGAAUCCUCCAAAUCUUCAGAAAAGAGUGUCAAAGUGGUUGAAGAAUCGGAAGAAAAAAGCUUUGUGGUGGAAGCGGAGGAUGAGAAAGAAGAGGAGGAAAAAGAAGACAAUUGCAGGAUAUUAGACAAGAUAGAAGAAUCUGGUCAAUCAGAGCAGGUUGAGAAGGGCGUAACAAUCAUUAGUGAAGAAGAUAAAGAAGCUUCUGAAGUAUCAGAAGUUGUAGAUGUACCUAAAACGAGUAUAUCAGUGACCUACGAUACCUCAGCAGAUAAGGAGGUUGAGAAAGAUGAAGAAAAAGAUGAUGAAGACGAGGAUGAGAACAAGGAGGAACCAGAACCAUCAUCAAGCUCUCAAAGCUUGGUGCAGAAGAUGAUGAGCACUGAGCAGACCAAACCCAAAAAAGGAGUGGUGAGUUUGCUCGACAGCAGUGAUGAUGAUGAGGAAGAGAACAGUGAUGAAGAUGAUGAUGGACUCUCAGAUGAAGGUAUUAAAGACGACACUGGGAAAGAUCAUAAUAAUGAUGAAGAGGAGGAUGAUGAAGCCAUGUGUGUGGAUGAGAGCCAACCAGGACCAUCAAGAGAGUCAGAUUCAGUUAAUAAUAAUAAUAUUAAUAAUAAUAAUGGGCUGUUUGUUAUUGAUGCUCGUCCCGGGUUUCUGCCCACUGAGAAAUAUUAUAUCGAUAGCGCCCGUGAUGAAGAGGACGAGCAGGUUAAAGAAUCUAAAGCUGCUGAAGAUGAAGAUGACUUUGUUGAUGAGGAGGGAGAUGAUGAUGACGACGAUGAAGACUCCAAUGUGCUCUUCACCACUCGGAGACCCGCACUGACGGCGUUAUCCAGUGCGAUUGAUCCGGGUCUGAAGGUAAAGGAUCUCGGCGGAUUGUAUAUCAGUUUUGAUGGCAGCAAAUCAAAGUCUGUCUCCAACAACCUGAAAAAACUCAAGGAGCAGAAGAUUCAGGAUGAGCUGCUGAAGAAGAGUGUGAUUGGUCCUGACUUUGAGAAGAAAUCGGCCGUGCCUCCGUACAAAGAAUCCAAACAUGCUGCUAAACUGAAGCGCAAGGAGGAAAAGGAUAAAACUACAGGAGACGGCUGGUUCAACAUGAAAGCUCCUGAAUUAACGGAGGAACUGAAGAACGACCUGAAAGCUCUGAAGAUGCGUUCAGUUAUGGAUCCAAAGCGCUUUUACAAGAAGAACGACAGAGAAGGAUUCCCCAAAUACUUCCAGGUUGGCACUGUAGUGGAUAACCCAGCAGACUUCUAUCAUUCCCGAAUCCCCCAAAAAGAGAGGAAGAGGACCAUCGUAGAGGAAUUGCUUGCUGAUGCAGAGUUCAGAAGCUUUAACAAGAGGAAAUACCAGGAAAUCAUGUCAGAGAGAGCAGCAGAGGCAGCCGGCAAGAUGCAUAAAAAGAAGCAUAAAUUUACUAAAAAGAAAUAAUUCUGGGAGGAUGAUGGAGCAUGAUGCCAGAUUUCAUAUUUUGCAAAAGCUCAUAUUCAUUGAUCAAAAUCAUUGGAUCUCUAUUAAAUAACACAUAAAACCA
Messenger RNA from Astyanax mexicanus (Mexican tetra), 3231 nucleotides. RefSeq names its product deoxynucleotidyltransferase, terminal, interacting protein 2 (gene dnttip2). Gene Ontology annotation, molecular function: RNA binding. Lineage: Eukaryota; Metazoa; Chordata; Actinopteri; Characiformes; Acestrorhamphidae. Gene Ontology annotation, cellular component: nucleolus. The transcript has 8 exons. Gene Ontology annotation, biological process: RNA processing. The record is from RefSeq and is a predicted model, not a curated record. The coding region runs from base 30 to 3128 and encodes 1032 amino acids.